AUGCGCCGGCAGAGUCGGACUGAGUGUGCGCGCCAGGGGGCUCCGGCGCCGCCGCGGACCCGAGCGGAGCCCGGUGACGUAGCCCUGGACCUCCCGGGUAGCUCGCGCCCAUCCCCCGCUCGGCCCCGCGACUUCCGGCAGCGCUUCCUCCGUCUGGCCGUGGGCCCCGUAGCGCUGCUGGCAGGCGCGCACGCGGAGCUUCCCGGCUGCAAGAUUCGCAUCACCUCCCAGGCGUUGGAACUGGUGAAGCAGGAGGGGCUGCGCUUUCUGGAACACGAGCUGGAGACCAUCACCAUUCCAGACCUUCGGGGUCGCGAGGGACACUUUUAUUACAACAUCUCAGAGAUGAAGGUCACAGAGUUGCAGCUGACCUCUUCGGAGCUCCACUUCCAGCCGGAACAGGAACUGGUCUUGAGGAUCACCAACGCCUCCUUGGGACUGAACUUCCGGAGACAGCUACUCUACUGGUUCUUCUACGAUGGCGGCUACAUCAACGCCUCGGCUGAGGGUGUCUCCAUCUACACUGCGCUGCAGCUCUCCCGGGACCCCAAUGGGCAGAUCAGGCUGUCCAACAUCUCCUGCCAGGCCUUUGUCGCCAAAACGCAUGCAGCCUUCGGGGGCACCUUCAGGAAGGUGUAUGACUUUCUCUACACGUUCAUUGCCUCGGGGAUGCGCUUCCUUCUCAACCAGCAGAUCUGCCCAGUGCUGCACCACGCAGGGAUGGUUUUGCUCAACUCCCUCCUGGCCACCGUGCCUGUGAGGGGUCCUGUGGAUGAGCUCGUGGGCAUUGACUACUCCCUCUUGAAGGAUCCAGUGGCCUCUGCCAGCAACCUGGACAUGGAAUUCCGGGGGGCCUUCUUCCCUUUGGCUGAGAGCAACUGGAGCCUACCCAACCAGGCGGUGGAGCCCCAGCUGCAGGAGGAGGGGCGCAUGGUGUAUGUGGCCUUCUCAGAGUUCUUCUUCGACUCGGCCAUGGAGAGCUACUUCCGGGCCGGGGCUCUGCGGCUCUCUCUGGUCGGGGACAAGGUGCCCCACGAUCUGGACAUGCUGCUCCGGGCCACCUACUUUGGGAGCAUUGUCCUUCUGAGUCCGGCAGUGCUUGACUCCCCGCUGAAACUGGAGCUGCGGGUGACGGCACCCCCGCGCUGCACCAUCAAACCGUCAGGAACCACCAUCGCCGUCACUGCCAGCGUCACCAUUGCCCUGGUCCCGCCCGACCAGCCUGAGGUCCAGCUGUCCAGAAUGACCAUGGACGUCUGGCUCAGCGCCAAGAUGGCACUCCGGGGCAAGGCCCUGCGCGCGCAGCUGGACCUGCGCAAGUAUGCCAGGGAUGGCCCCGGGAAGCCCUCGCCCUCUCCCAGCCUCUGCGGCUGCAGGAUGAUCCCCCCUGCCCAGUAG
Molecule: messenger RNA, 1398 nt
Organism: Echinops telfairi (small Madagascar hedgehog)
Lineage: Eukaryota; Metazoa; Chordata; Mammalia; Afrosoricida; Tenrecidae
Gene: PLTP
Product: phospholipid transfer protein
Exons: 12
Coding region: 1-1398 (465 amino acids)
Biological process (GO): ceramide transport; phospholipid transport; high-density lipoprotein particle remodeling
Molecular function (GO): ceramide binding; phosphatidylglycerol binding; phosphatidylcholine intramembrane carrier activity
Source: RefSeq, a predicted model, not a curated record